Molecule: messenger RNA, 1513 nt
Organism: Periophthalmus magnuspinnatus
Lineage: Eukaryota; Metazoa; Chordata; Actinopteri; Gobiiformes; Gobiidae
Product: stromal membrane-associated protein 1-like
Exons: 11
Coding region: 175-1335 (386 amino acids)
Molecular function (GO): GTPase activator activity; metal ion binding
Source: RefSeq, a predicted model, not a curated record
UCCUCCUGUCUCCAGCCGCAGGUUGUUAGCAGGACGCGGCUAAAGCACACAGCUCCGAGUCGGUACCGAGCUCCACCGGGGAUGCCCUGCUCUUUGUAAAGAUUACCGAGAACUGCCAGGCACCUACCGGCUUCUGCUCAACCACGGACGACACUUUAGCCCUUAAAUAGCACAAUGACGACGCGAUCGGAGCGAGAGAAAGCGCAAAAACUUAACGAACAACACCAAGCUAUUUUAUCCAAACUGCUCCGGGAAGAGGAUAACAAGUACUGUGCAGACUGCGAGGCGAAAGGUCCUCGUUGGGCAUCAUGGAAUCUGGGCGUGUUCAUGUGCAUUCGCUGUGCAGGGAUCCACAGGAACCUGGGAGUCCACAUCUCUAGAGUCAAGUCUGUCAACCUCGACCAAUGGACCCCAGAGCAGAUACAGAGCAUGGUGGAGAUGGGGAACAACAGAGCCAAACUGGUGUAUGAGGCCCACCUCCCCGAGAGCUUCAGGCGACCGCAGUCCGACCAAGCAGUGGAAGUUUUCAUCCGGGACAAAUACGAGAGGAAAAGAUACUUCGACAAGGAUGCUCUGCCUCCUCAGAAGUCUGAAGUUACUGCCUCUCCAUCAUCCCAGGACAAGAGCAAGCCAGAGAAGGAAAAGAAAAAAGAGGAGAAGAAGCGAGAGAAGGAGACUGAGAGACACAACCCAAAGUCCGAGUCCAGGAGUCCAAAGAAAAGUCCAGAGCCCAACGUGGAUCUGCUGGGACUAGAUGGUCCAGACAGCAGCAAUGGGCGGGGCUCCAGUCCGGCUGAACCUAUCACCAAUGAGGUCGAUCUGUUUGGACCAAUGGUAUCGAACCCUCUGCCCUCCUCCAGCACACAGCCCUCACAGGCUGGUGGUGGGACAGCGCCCCCUACCUCCCCCGCUCCUGUCUCCUCCUCCACCUCCGCUGCUCCGAGGCCCGAGGAGAAGAAACUUAUGUCCAAAGACUCCAUUUUGUCCCUGUACAGCAGCCAACCACCGGGGGUCCCACAGCAGCAGACCGCCACUGGACAGGUGUACAUGGGGCAGCCUCAGAUGCCCUUCCCGUCUGGUGGCGGGGCAGGAGCGGUGCCUAAUGGAGGGUAUAUGCAGCCUGGCGUCCUGGCAACAGGGCAGAACCCGUACGGAGCCCAGUCGGGUCCUCAGCCGUGGGGCGUCAACCAGAUGACCCAGCAGAUGUCCAGCGUGGCCGUCUCUGGUCCAGGCCCGUCUCCUGGAGGUGUAGCCCAGCCGGGAGCUCCGUCUGUGGGAUACCCGUCCGCCGCAACAGCCUCUGGACAGACCCUCAGCACUCAGCUCUGGAAGUGACCCCUCCUCUCCUCCUCUGCUCUCCAAUCAAACGCACACAGCUCUAUGACCCUUAAAGGACACAUAUUAUGCAUUCUUGUGGCUUUUUGUCAUUUUGGGAUUAGGAUUUCACAUUUUCUAACUUGAAAUGAUGUCUACAUUUGGAAAAAAAAAACACAUUAUAAACUACACCUCUGUU